GAAUAUUUCAGAAUAAUUUUUAAGUUUAAGGUUAUAAGUAUUAGUAACAUUUAGUGGUAGUCCAGUUUAGUGGUAACACUGUUACUUCAAAACUUAAAUGGCUACGCUAAGUAUUGUACGUUAAAAUGUAUUUUAAUUUCAUACAUUAAAACAGACAUAAAAAUCACAUAUUAAUAAUGGAAGAUUUUAAUAUUGAUAUCGCACAUAUUCUUCAGAAUAGAGAUUUUAGUAUAAUACAAAAAUUAAAAUCAUAUUAUUCUAAUAUUCAAACAAAAAUUGCCGCUAAAGUUGAAGAUGCAACUACGUAUAAAAUUGAAUUUAUUGAGAAAAGAACACAAAAUGAUAAUAAAAUAUCAGAAUUACAACAGGAAGUGGAAAGUUUAAAAUCUGAGAUAGAUGCAACAGAUUUACAACAAAAAAUCGUAGAUAAAAAAAUUGCCAAUAUAAUAGAAGAACAAAAAAAUUUAGAAGAAGAAGUUAACAAAACAAAAUCAAGAAGAAAUAGUUUAUCUAUUGAAAUUGUUGAAUUAAAUGAAGAAUCAAAGAAAAGAAAAGAAGAAAAGUUAUUAAAAUGGAAAAGUAUUAAAUGUGCUUGUCAAACUUAUAAACAAUAUUUAGAUUUUCGAAUACGUUUAAUCAAUAACAAAGAACAAGAACAAAUUAAAGUAUCUUUUUUUAUAAAUGAUACUAAUAUAAAAGAUGAAUAUUUUGUACUAUUACUUAAUCAUAAUGAUCAAUGGAAAGAAGAAAUUCAUCCCACACUUAAAACUGAACAUUUAACAGAUUUUAAAGAAAUUAUUGAUUUUUCUAAGCAAGUAGAAAUUUCAAAUAUAAUUGCAUUUCUUUGUAAACUUAGGCAUAUUUUUCUUCAGUAUUAUUUAAAUAUAAAGUAAAACUAAAAUCUUAGAUAUAUUA
Apis mellifera (honey bee) is the source of this 915-nucleotide messenger RNA. RefSeq lists its product as uncharacterized. The transcript has 4 exons. The record is from RefSeq and is a predicted model, not a curated record. The coding region runs from base 177 to 893 and encodes 238 amino acids. Lineage: Eukaryota; Metazoa; Arthropoda; Insecta; Hymenoptera; Apidae.